Messenger RNA from Meriones unguiculatus (Mongolian gerbil), 2261 nucleotides. It is a transcript of the gene C14H19orf47, whose product is annotated as chromosome 14 C19orf47 homolog. Gene Ontology annotation, cellular component: nucleus. The record is from RefSeq and is a predicted model, not a curated record. The coding region runs from base 234 to 1472 and encodes 412 amino acids. The transcript has 10 exons. Lineage: Eukaryota; Metazoa; Chordata; Mammalia; Rodentia; Muridae.
AUGGCUAGAGCGGCGUGUGGGUGGCUCCGCACGGCUUCCGGUACCAAGGGCAGGACUUCCGGGGCGGGCGGCCCAGGCUGGAGGAGGAGUGUCCGACAGUUGGCGCGACCCGGAGGGCGGGCAGGCGGCUCAUGGGGGUGCGGGCCGGCAGGGCCAGGCCCAUCAUGCAAAGCCACUAGAUGUGCGAAUUCUCAGUUCCUGGCAUACAGUGAGCACUCCUGAGGACCUGCUCCAUGGGCUUCAGAAUCAGAGAGAACUUGCUUUUCAGUCUCAGAAAGGCUCCAAGAAGCAGGGUCAAGGCCAGGGAGACGAUGGUCUCAGUGACUAUGGCCACUUCCGAGUGGAUCCAGUUCUUCAAGGAAGCCGGCAUUCCCCCAGGACCUGCUGUUAAUUACGCUGUGAUGUUUGUGGAUAAUCGGAUCCAGAAGAGCAUGCUGCUAGAUCUCAAUAAGGACAUCAUGAACGAGCUGGGCGUGACCGUAGUGGGUGACGUCAUUGCCAUCCUCAAGCAUGCCAAGGUGGUACACCGCCAGGACGUAUGCAAAGCCGCCACGGAGUCGGUACCCUGCGGCCCCAGCCCCCUCCAGGGUGAGCUUCGCCGUGGAGCCUCUAGUGCCGCUUCUCGAAUGAUCACCAACAGCCUGAACCAUGACUCUCCACCACACACUCCCCCACGGCGCUCAGACACCGGUACCUCCAAGAUCUCUGUCACCGUGUCCAACAAGAUGGCAGCAAAGAAUGCCAAGUCUACUGCAGCGCUGGCGCACAGGGAAGAGGAGAGCCUGGCUGUCCCCACCAAGCGGCGGCGGGUCACAGCUGAGAUGGAGGGAAAGUACAUCAUCCACAUGCCCAAGGGGACCACACCUCGGACCCGCAAGAUCCUGGAGCAGCAGGCUGCCAAAGGUCUCCACAGAACCUCCGUGUUUGAUCGCCUUGGCGCGGAGACCAGAGCAGACACGACGACGGGAACCAAGCCCACGGGAGUUUUCAGCCGCUUAGGGGCCACCCCAGAGAUGGAUGAGGAUCUGGCCUGGGACAGUGACAAUGACAGCAGCAGCUCUGUCUUGCAGUAUGCUGGGGUCCUGAAGAAGUUAGGACGGGACCCAGCCAAGGCCAGUCCCCAGCCAGCACUGACUGUCAAAGCCAAGGCCACAAGCUCUGCAAGCACAACAGCCACCACUCCAAAGCUGCGGCGCCUGGCACCUCCCUCUCGCCCUGGGCUGGAGAAGAAGUCGGAGUCCCUGCCCAAAGUCAGCGUCCUUCAGAGACUGGGCAAGGCUGCCAUUGUGUCUGAGGCACAGGACAGCCAGGUCACAAGCACCAAGAGUAAGUCCUCAGCUGAGGUCAAGUUCGCCAUUAGGAGGACUCUGGUAGGGCCCCGGGGGAACAGCUCCAGCGAGAGCCUUGGUGCCCAGAUGGACCAUGCAGGCACUGUGAGCGUGUUCAAAAGACUGGGCCGAAGGACCUUCUAGCCGCACACGGGUGGGGUGCAGCACGGAAGGGCAGGCAGGCGGGCUCCUGCUUCCAUCCCUUCCAGCCUUUCUCGAAGGCUCGCCUGUCCUCCCUCCCAGCCCUAGAUGACACAAGGCUUGGCUCUCUCUGGCAUUCAUGCUGGUUCCAGGCACUUGGGGACACAGGCAGUUUUCCUGGUCUUCGAUGUUCCUGUGGCCUGAUCUUGCCUGCUCUGGGACUCUCCUCCUUUCCUGCCUUCUGUCCUCUGUGCACUAACUGUGGCCUUGGCAGAUUCCCCUUUUCUACCUCUCCCCAAAGCCAGGUGCCCUGCCCUUUUCGUGUAGUCCACUCCCUUCAGCAGCACCUGCUGCCUGGUGCCCUCUUGUCCUGGCUGCCCCACCACAGAGCUGUGUCUGGAGGGAGCCCUUCCCCCACCUGUGACACCCCUCCCUCGGCCGCCCCUCCCCCACCUGCUGUGGCAUCUCCUCUCUUCACUCUUUUCACUUCUCUUCUGUUUUCUGUCCCUGUGGCAAGGCCCGACCGUCCGCUGCAUCCUGUCCGACCCUCCUGCACCCCUGGCCUCCCAGCGGCCCCCUCGUCGACGGUGGCGUCGAGCCUGUAAAGACUGUUAGCUGCUUCCAGUCCCAGGCUGGAGGGACCCCCCAGACCUCGGCCUGCAACUGGGGCACCUCCGUUUCCCUACCCUGGCCGUCUUUUUCUUUGGUGGGUGGUGGGCAGCAGACAUGGGGAAGGGAAGGGGUGCUGAGGAAAGGUGACAGCUAUUUUAAUAUAUUUUUGUGACUUGCAAA